This is a messenger RNA of Phlebotomus papatasi, 8366 nucleotides long. It is a transcript of the gene scro, whose product is annotated as thyroid transcription factor 1. Gene Ontology annotation, biological process: regulation of transcription by RNA polymerase II; cell differentiation. The record is from RefSeq and is a predicted model, not a curated record. Gene Ontology annotation, cellular component: nucleus. Lineage: Eukaryota; Metazoa; Arthropoda; Insecta; Diptera; Psychodidae. The coding region runs from base 750 to 1943 and encodes 397 amino acids. Gene Ontology annotation, molecular function: RNA polymerase II cis-regulatory region sequence-specific DNA binding; DNA-binding transcription factor activity, RNA polymerase II-specific. The transcript is spliced from 6 exons.
AAGGCAAAAAGUGGUGUUCAUAUGGAUCUGGAGUGCUAUCACAAGCAAUCUGAGAAGCACUCGUCCUCAGUACUGUGUAGACCUCUUGUUUCAUUUGACGGACUUUUGUGUCGAGUGGCCACCAUCCAAAAAUCCUUCAGAGGUGUUCAAUUUUGUUAUUGUUAUUAAUUUUUCAUACAACCACAAUAUUUUUUUUUACAUCUUCUACCUUCAACCAUCAAACUGGAUCUCUGAAAAAUCUCCUUAUAGAGAACCAGGCCACAAGCCUUACAACAAGCAUGGCCAAUUGAUUUUCAAACAACAAAGGAUCAUACAAGAAGUUAUGAGAACUAUUCAGUGGAGGAGUGUGGAUCUUUUAUCCUUAUCAUUCUUAAACAUAUCCAUCCAGUGACAUUGACAACAAAAAAAACAAGAAUAAGGAUUGUGCAUCUGCAAAAUAUUCCUAUCGAGGAAUUGUCGAAGUACUUUUGUGAAUUAAAUCAAGGAAUUUUAAACUAGGAUAAUUAACGGUUAACGUGUUUUUAAGAACAAAAAUUAGUGAUUUAUCUCUAGUACAAGUGAAAGAAAAAACCAAUCCUCCAAUGUGGAGGACAAAGCAGUGGAAUUAACCCCUAAUGGAUAUAUACAAAUUUUCGUGAACAUAAACCAGGUUUUAGUGAAGUGCUUUUAGUCCUCUUAUAAAAGUGUUGUGAGUAAAGAGCGCACGAACGCAAAGAGAGCACGAAAGUGGUAAAUCACCUUCGUGACGCAUGUCCACUACACUGGCCACCACAAAUUCUGGAGCCUUUCCAGAGGAUCCCGAUCAGGAACAUGGGCUCCUGCCCGAUCUAAAUGGUGUGGACUUGGUUAUGAGCUUGUCGCCCAAGCACAAUCAUCAUCACAGUCUCACGAGUCUCCAGCACUUGCAGUCACUUCAGCACAAUUCACUCCACAGUCACUCUACACCCUUCUCAGUCACGGAUAUUCUAAGUCCCAUCGAGGAGUCAUAUAGGAAGUUAGAACUUAGCGCAAAUCCGCCUUCGCCUUACAGCGGCAGCAGCGUCAAUUCGCCAAGUGCUCUGGGGCCAAGUACGGGGAUGGCGAAUCCCUAUGCCAUGGGGCCUUUGUAUCACAGUCCCGGUGUGCAGAGCUACUGUACUCCGGCGGACAAUCUCUCCCUCGCUGGCCACUACACUGACAUGAGGAGUUCCGCCGGCUGGUACGGAUCCACAGCCAACGAUCCCCGAUUUGCAAUCUCAAGAUUAAUGGGUGGCUCAGCGGGUGGUUCCAUGGGACACGCAAUGAGCAACAUGGGAAGUUUGGCGGCUUGCAGUGUAUCUGACUCAAAGCCAAUGCAAUUUCCUCUGGCACAGAGGCGAAAAAGACGAGUCCUUUUCACACAAGCACAGGUUUACGAGUUAGAACGAAGAUUUAAGCAGCAAAAAUACCUUUCAGCACCUGAACGAGAACAUUUAGCCAGUUUGAUUCAUUUAACACCAACACAGGUGAAAAUAUGGUUCCAGAACCACAGGUACAAGUGCAAGAGACAGGCGAAGGAGAAAGCAAUGGCCGAACAGAAUCAGCACAAUCAGUCCGCAAGUUCGCCAAGACGCGUUGCUGUACCAGUUCUGGUGAAAGAUGGUAAACCGUGUUCAGGAAACUCCAAUAGCAGCCAGCAACAGCAGCAGCAACAACAGCAGGUGUCGGGUGGGAAUACGACGGUAUCAAGUGGAAGUAACCUGGUUACAGGUGAGACAGCAAACGCCCACUCGCCAGACACCUCUGCAGCCCUGCUGAGCACCUACAAUGGCGCCCAGCAUGCCCAGAUGCUUCAGCAGCCAUGCAACAAUGCCCUGAUGUCCAACAGCCUCGCGAUGGCUUACCGCAAUCAGAACAAUUUUAUGAGCAACAGUCACCAGCAGCAGUGCAGUAGCUAUCUGCCGCUCCAGGGACGAGCCUGGUAAUAGUGAGUCCGACCACUAGUGUAUACCUCCUCCCCAGUUGCCAGCCAACCCGUGAAUCCGGAAGUAGGCAAAUAUAGUGUAGGAAAUAUAUAGUGAGAGAUGAUAAAGUGUUUACUGAGGCGUCUACCACUUUUAGCUAAAAGAGAAAUUGAUAGUGCGGAGUUCUCAAAGUCACGGUUUUGCUUAGACUAAAACAAAGGAAGAGCAAAAUAUUGAUUUUCUUCCUCAAGUUACCCCAAAAUUAAAAAUAGUUUUUUUCUUCUGAGAAAAGGACCCCAAAGAAACGUUAGCAGCAGGAUCGUUGAAAUAUUUUGAAAUUCAUUUUACUCUAACAGAAUAAUUUUUUAUUUGAGAGGACAUUUCAUGAAGAAGCCGGCAAUAAUCAAAUAUUUACCAAGAGUUGAGUGAGAAAACAUUCUCUUACAAGGUCGCUGGAGGAAUUUCUGGUGUGACCAUACAAAAUCGUGAAAGAAUUUCGGGGAAAAAAUCUCGAGGACAUCUUCAAAAAUCAAACGGAAAGUUGUCAAUAUCUCAUAUUUCACUCAGAGAAAUAGAAGAUCCUCAUUCUUGUGUGGUCAUUUUACUCCUUUUCUUUUCGUUUAGUUUGAAAGGAAUGCAAAAAAAAGAGGAUAGAAAUGAUAGAAUUGACCAGUUUGACUUUCUACCUUUCCCAAUGGAAUUUUCUUGUGGGAAAAUGUAGACAUUAACUUCCUCCCGCAAUUGACGGGCGUUAAAGUGACACAGCUAAAAAGGAAUUAGUCAGUCAGGAUUUAAAGGAGCCCUCAAUGAUUUCUAUUUACAUUACUCCAUGGAGAUUUGACGGGAUUUUCCUCACCAUUGACGUACUUAAAAGGCUUUUAAAAUUAUCUUGUUGUGUACACAAGAGAUAAAUCUCACUAUAUCCUCAUUCACCACACACAGUGAAUCCUCAGAGGCUUUUUUUUUGUCCACACAAUCAAAUUUGCCUCCUUUUCAUUACAUCCUGCCACUAAUUUCGCAAUUUUCUUCAGGUUUGAAAAAAAACCACUGAAAAAAAACCAGAAGCAUGGAAAAACAUAAAAAAAAGAAAUGUACAAAGUACAAAAAGAAGCAUCAUAGAAAAUUUCUUUAGCAAAAUGAUUGAAUUGACAGACAUUUUAAAAGGAAUAAUAAAGUAAAUUACUGAAAUAAUAAGAAAAAAGUCCCACAUAUAAAUAGAAAAAGAAAUAAUAAAAGGUGUAAUUUGAGGAGGAAAAAUGAAACAUUCAAAAGAUAAAAGAAAAAAAUGAAACUCAUACAUCGAGAAUGCAAUAAAAUGUAACCACUUAAAUUUUAGGAUGAAUAAACUCUUUCAUUAAGUUAUUUUCUUUAAAAUGAAAUCAAAUGCAGUCCGAAUUUGCCAAAUCCAGCGGCAUAGCAUUUUUGUAUUGCGAUUUUGUUAAUUUAUUAUUUAAACCUCGUCUAGACUUGAAGGGCUGCAGGUCACGUUUUUAAGGAUCUCAGCUGAUAUUCACUGCAAAUUCUUCUCAACCCUCAAUAACCGGUGAAAAAUCCAAAAGUAAAAUUCCUAAAUUUUCCAGUGUUAGGGCCUCUACAGACCUGAGGAUUAGUCGAGAGACGGCUUAGCGUAAUUAUAUUCGAAAUAAUGAUUAAACUAUUAUAUAUCUCCAUAAUUUUCCACUAAGUCGUCUUUCGGUUUAAAUCGUAAGUGUGUUUAGGGCAUUAUAUUGGUAACUUUUGUAAUUAGUUUGAAUGAAAUAAAAAGACUAGAUUAGAUUACAGUGGGGGCGGUUCCUCGCGGAUCCGCUGCACCCAGGCCUCCUUUUGGGCCCAUUAUGCAUCCCCGGUUAAAUUAAUCCCUGUUAAGGGCAAGAUGGUUUAAGCCAGCCCGACUAACUAUCUCUAUAUAACUUUUCGAAACAUUCUAAAUAUGUAAGAUCACCGCUAAUGACGCAAAAACACAAAUUUAACACCUUAAUGCCAGUAGGGAGUUUUAAAAAAUAAAUUCCUUUUUUCUCUUUUUUUUAAUGAGAUUCGACAUAGAUCAUUAGACAAAAACAUUUUCGCUUUAGAAUCUGAGAAAACAACAAUUGUUGUACUGACAAAAUUACCCAUAACAUUUGCAAAGUUAAUUUUUGAAAAAUCCAGUUGUUUUACGUUCCAAAAAAAAUCAAAAAAUUAUUUUAAAAAAAAUCCAAUAGGGAUACAUCAUGCUAAAUUUAACAUCAUUAAAUUGUAAAUUCUUUUUGAGAAUUUAAACCGCAUUGUGACCAAAAAUAUUUGAAAUAGUUAGGAAUCAGGACAAAUCAGAUAAAUAAUUUUUUAAUAAUUUUAAUUUUUGUAGUACAUAAUACUUAAAUCGUCUGGCAUUUAAAAUAUUGUACAAUUCACAAUAUAUUAUAUAACUGAUCCAAAGUAAUUAUAAAAGCAACACCGAAUACUCAGAAUAAAUAAUUUAAUUAACUAACUCAGUUUAGAAGUGAGACAAUUAAUCCUAUCAAACCCUCAAAAUAAUUUUUAAAUUCUGGACAGUUCUCUGGUAACUCAGAGAACUAUUUAAGAAUUUUAUGUAUAUGUUCCAUAAAUUACGAUUCAUGAUUUAUUAAGUCAUGGCUUCUACAUAGUCUAAAAAAUUUACGAUAAAAUUUAGCAUUUUGACACGGAGAAUUUACUUUAAAAUGCUAAAUUUUUACUUAAGGGGCUAAGUGAGUCAAGAAGGCUAAAAAAAACAUUUUUUUUUUAAAUUUUAAUCAGCAUAAUAAGAAAGUUAUUUAAUUUAAAUUCUCAGGCAUACAGAAGUACAACAUUUAAACGAUAUUUUCUGAAAUUUUUAUUUACAAAUUUUAAAAAUUCGGCCGUUGGGACCUGCUUUUCGGAGAUCUUUUUGAAAACAAAUCUUUGUUUUUUCGAUCGACAAGAUUUCUCAGUGCCGGUUGAUCUGAAGUCAUAAAACCAAAUAUUUCUUGUUAGCAGAUAAGUUAGAUAAACAAAGAAUUUUUUUUCCUUGAUCACAGUUCAUUUUGAAAAUAAUUCGUCGUAAAAUUCGUACAUAACAUAAGCCGAAAAUUAUUAUGUUUUGUAACAAAUUUUUCCUAAUAUCUAUAUUUCAUUUUUUCAAAAAUCCAUCGUUGAAGGGCUAAUUUAACUCAUCUACUAGCAGAGAAUAUUUGGUUUUUUUGACGUCAAAUGGAUCUUACUCUGAGAGAAAUCUUGUCAAGCGAAGAGUUAGGUAUUUUCAUAGAGGUCUCCGAAAAUCAGAUACCAGCGACUGAUUUUUUUUUAAUUUUUGAAUGAAAAAUUCAAAAAUAUGUAGUUCAAAUGUUGGACUUUUAUAUGCUAAGAGCUAGAAAUAAAUAAUUUUUUUGUUAUAUUGAGAAAAAUAGAAAAAAUAUGCUAUUUUUCAGAAAUUUUGGCCAACAUAACACCUUAAACUUCUCACAAUGCCUAGAGACAUCAAAUGCCUUUAAAGGAAAGGAUAGCUAAGGUAACUGUACCAAAUUUCGCCAUAGUUUCAUGCAAGCGCCAAAGUCUUCAAUUCGAAAUGCACUAUUUUUAUUAUAAACCGAUUUUUUUGUUACUUCUUUUUAAGGAGUGUUGCUUUGAAACUUGUAGAUAGUUUUCUCUAGAAUCGUUCUUAAUACAUUUUAAAAUGAAUAAAAAUAUAGACAUAGCUUUGGGUAAUAUUUCGGCCACCGUAAUUCUCAUUGUUCCUUGCCUUUUCGGAAUUCUUUCAAAGUCUUUUUCACAUCAUCUUGUUCGUUGAAGCGACAUUUUUCUAUGUUUUUUUUUUGCAUUGUAUAAUCGCUAGACAGAGUAUGUAAAAAUUAAAAAUUCAUGGAAAUUUGGGAAACAAAAGAAAUGGCCGAAAUUGUAAGCUGGACGAUAUUUGGUACAGUUCUCCUAUAUUGUUAAUCUUUUAACAAUAAUCAUCUUAUUGGUCAUAAUCCAUAGGCGUUAAAGGGUUACUUAAUUAUUUAUUUAAUUCAACAUAUAUGAGUUACUUCAUGAUUAAAUAAAAUAGAUCAAGAAAACAUUUGAGGGCUAGCACAAUUACGAAUACUUCUCUCUCAUCAACAAUUUUUAUAACUUCACAACACACAAAUUAUUAAUAAAAAAGUAAAAUUUAAUUAAAGUUUCAAGCAGUUUAUAAACUUGAAAAAAAGAAACAUUGGAAUAUUGUAGAAAUUGUCCAAUUUCUUUAGAAAGCAAUCUUCAAUAUUUUUAACUGAACAUUCUACAAUAAUAACUUUUUACAGCGAGUUUUUAAUACAAAUAUAUAUCCUAAAAUCUCCCUUAAGUUUUGCAAUUGUCGAAAGCAUAGUGAGAUUAUUUUGAGUAUUUUGAGUAUUGAGUAUUUUGAGAGUACUCAAUAUUUAUUUAAAAUAAAGACAUAUUAACUUCAUGUAAUUAAGUAUUUAAUUCCUAUACAAUGAUUUAGUCUCAUAGUGAUUAUUAAUCUAGCUAGAAUUUUAAGACUUUUAAAGUUCAAAGCUCUAGCUAGACAAUAAUGCAAUGCGAUAAAACUAAGUUCAAGUUUUUCUCUAAAACUUUUAGUCCUUGGUGUGACUCUUCAUCAGUCGACUGAGAAAAUAUAUUUUUUUUUAAUUUAAGAAUAAUUUUUUAACAAUUUUUCAUCCUCUUCACUUAUUCAACUCAGAAACUUUUAUUUAUUUGAAAAACGUCUAAAGUUUCAUUAAAGUGGAGAGGAUGAAAUAUUGUUAAAAAUUAUUCUGAAAUAAAAAAUAUAUAUAUAUAUUUUGCCUACUCAGAGCCGAAAGCUUUGGAGGAAGGCUUGAAUCUUUUAUUUUGAAAGAAGAAUAGUUUUCUGAAAAACAUCGGAAAAGUUGAGGAGAGCAUGAAAUUUCUCUCAGGCUCCAGAAACAGAAGUAUUACUGGCAAAAUUCACGAGAAAAUUCCAGCAGUUUGGUAAACAAUUUGAAUUUUCUUUCUCUUACAUGUGCAAAUAUUUUCUAGAAUGUUCUUUAGCAAAUUGAGCUUGAAUUUCACAGAACAUUUCCUUUUGCAUAAUGCAAAAAGCUCAGAAUCUUAGAGCAUUUCACUGAAGUUAAAUUUAGGUUCUCUAUUCACUUUUUGUUGACUUCUAACUGAAUAUUCGCUAUAUUAAAAAAUCGUUGCAAUAUUCGCAAUAUUUACAAAAUAUUCACAAUAUUUUGCAAUGUAUAGAAAUAUUUUCACCGUGCAGAAGUUCGCCAAUAAUCAUGAAAUUCGAAAUAUUCGCAAUAUUCUCAGUAUGUUCAGUAUUCACAAAAUAUUCACAAUAUUUGCAAUUGUUUACGAUAUUAAUUGCAAUAUUUACCAAAUAUUCACCAUAUAUUCAAAAAAAAAAUUUGGAAUAUUCGCAAAUAUUCACAGCAUUUGCAAUAUUGAAAAUAUUCUCAGAAAUUGACUACACUUGCAUUGUUCACAAAAAUUGUCAAUAGUCGUAUAAAUUGUGCUCUGAAUGCUCUAGUGAAAUGCCCCUUGUUCUUUUGUUCUUUUUUUAAAAAAAAAAUUAAAAGCUCCCUACUGAUUCUGGGUAAAAAAUCAAAACCUGAAAUUAAAAAAAAAAUACAUAAUGCUAUUUUUGUUCAUUUUUUUGUAGUCAUUGCGGUUUAAACGAUAAAUACACUAUAGUUGCUUUAACACUGGAAUUUAUUAACAAUAGAUUAUUUUCCGAAUAAUUAGCCGUGAUCGAAAAUACAAGUGAGUUGAAGAGGUUGACGAGUGAAGAAAAGAGGAGGCGAAAGUACCUUUAUUGAGCACUUUUUGAUUUUCUCUAAUUAAUUAGAAAUUAGUUGAGAAGUAAUAUUGAAAAAAACACCUGUAAAUAGUGUAAUUAACUCUGAUAAACCCUAAUUAAGGAAAUUCAUUCGAUAGGCAUUUAAAACUAAUAAUGUAAUUAUUAGUGAAAGAAAAUAUUAAGAACUUUUCAGUGUAUUUGUAUAAAAGACGAUUAUAUAAAGAAAAAAAAACAAGAAAACAUUUAAGAAUUGAGCAGGGUAUUAAUAGGUUAAUGUUCUUUCCAACAAGUACUUUUUAGAAAUGAGUUUUUAGAGGCAAUUCAAAGAAGUACUUGAGCAACUUCAAGGAAAUUGAUUGAGAAAUUUCAUGGAAAAAAAUUGUGUGACGUGAUAAAUAGUUCUUUUUUUUAUAUAUAACAAAUUUACUUUCAACCAGCAUUUUCUCUCCUUGAAUUGAAAAUUCCCCUCGUAAUAUAAAGAAGAAGAAAAAAAAAUAGUCUGUAAAUACCGUGUUAAAAAAAAGAAGAAGUAUAAGGUUAAAGAAUUGAAAUGGAGAAAAUUGCAUCUCAUAUAAUGAUAUAAAAUGAAUUUAAAAAGGAAUAAUAAAAAAAAAUUAGUUUACUUAUAAUGAAUUGUACUACAAUUGGUGUAUUUUACAGCAAAAACAAAAUGAGGAAAAAAAGUGAAUAAAUAGCAAAUAAUG